Rosa rugosa (rugosa rose) is the source of this 1353-nucleotide messenger RNA. RefSeq lists its product as uncharacterized. Bases 1 to 1353 code for a protein of 450 amino acids. Lineage: Eukaryota; Viridiplantae; Streptophyta; Magnoliopsida; Rosales; Rosaceae. The record is from RefSeq and is a predicted model, not a curated record. The transcript is spliced from 4 exons.
AUGGCUGGAGAUUUUAACGAAGUUAUGAAUCAAGCAAACAAGUCGGGGGCCCCUCCAAGGGCAGCUUCUACAAUGGCCAAAUUUAGAAGAACGAUGUCAGUUUGUGGUUUUAUGGAUAUGGGUUUUGUAUGUAGCAAAUAUACUUGGUCCAAUCAUUACACAAAGGAGCAUUUAGAUCGGGGGUUUCAGACAACACAAUGGAGACGAAGGUUCCCAUUUAGCAGAGUGAUCACAUUAAGCCCUAGUGAAUCUGAUCACGGACAUCUGUUGAUUGAGGUCAAUGGUGAAAAGAGGAAAAAUAGCAGGAGAUGUAAAAGGUUUCACUUUGAGGAGAUAUGGCAUGGCAGGGAGGAAUGUGCUAAAUCAUUUAGCAAGAGUGGGCUAAACCUACAACUGAGAGUGGAGAUGCGUACUAUUCAGGAGAAGUUGAAUGACGUAAUGAGACAACCAUUCUCUUCUCAACAAUCUGAAGAACAACGGCUGUUACAUGUGAAGUGCAAAUGUGAUUGCUAUGCAGCAAAUAUUGUAUGCAACACCAUGCAAAGUCACACAAGACUGAAUGAGAGUUUAUUGAGGCCGUACACUGAUGAAGAGAUUAAGGCUACAUUCUUCCAAAUGCAUCCUUCUAAAAGCCCCGGCCCGGAUGGUAUGUCUCCAUUAUUUUAUCAAAAAUAUUGGGAUGUUGUUAGUCAGGAUGUGUGUAUGGUUGUGAGGUGUUUACUUGGAACAAGAGAUAUUUGGGCAGAGUCCAAUUAUACCUAUUUGUGCUUAAUCCCAAAGAUCAAAGACCCAAAAGAUGCUACACAUUUUCGACCCAUAGCUCUAUGCAAUGUAAUAUGCAGAAUUAGGUCCAAAGUGGUUGCUAACAGGCUUAAAGUGUGCUUGCCGGAUAUUAUCUCCCCCUUGCAGAGUGCUUAUGUUCCAUGCAGGAAUAUUCUAAAUGUGUAUGAGCAAGCUUCUGGACAGAAAGUAAGCUUCCAAAGGAGUAGUAUUAUCUUCAGCAAUAAUGUGCCACAGGAAAAGCAAUUUCACCUAGCCUCCAUUCUUGAAGUUAAAUGUGUCAAGGAGCAUGAUAAGUACUUGGGGCUUCCCUUGAGAGUUGGUAAAUCGAAGACAGAGAUUUUUGCAUACCUCAAAGAAAAAUUAUCUAAGAAGCUCAUCAGUUGGAAGUCAAAAAUCCUCAGCAGUGUAGGUAAAGAAAUUUUGAUCAAGGCUGUGGCACAAACCAUGCCCUUAUAUGCUAUGAACUGUUAUUUGCUACCUAAGGGUUUAUGUGAUGAUAUUCACCAACUUUGUGCUUCCUUCUUCUGGGGUAAUACUGAGGAAAAGAAAAAGAUACAUUGGCGAAGUUAG